GCAAAGCAUGCCGACUGUGUGUCAUUCAACAGAGGGACCAAAACCAUCGAUGAUCCGGCAACGUUCUGCACCUCCUCGUAUGUUCGUGUUGACACAGGAGAGGCAAGUAACGGAGAGGAAAGUGGCUUUGAAAUGAAAACAUUCAGCAGAGGAGUUCAACUGGAUUGCAAGCGGAUAGCGGAAAAUUACAACGCAUGCGUUAUAGUCGCUGUCGGUUUGCUUGGCUACUCUCAUCACUACUGCUCUGGUGGGGGGUUUCCUGCCUACUGCAACAAAUACCCGACAGUCGUUAGGGAUCCACUGUUUUCUACUGCUUGCAAGAACCUUGUUGUACCGUACAUCAUCGAGUCAAAUGCUGGUCAUGGAGCCCUCAGGCGCGCCAACAUGUGCGACAACAUGUACGAGAGUUAUUUAUCUUUCCUCACUGCAAGAAGAGACGAUGCAGCGAAAAAGUCUGAGGCGGCGAGACUUAGUUUAGAGUCUCUGGCAAUUGAGAAAAAUUUGACAACUGGAUUCAAGACGGGUGUCGAGUCACUGCGUCGAGACUCCGACGAGCUCGACAAAGAAUCUACUGUGACACUCAACGUUUUGAUUGCCACUGCGGAGCGAAAUGCAGGCUUCGAUUCCGAAAUCCAUACAGCACUACAAGAUCUUUCAUCUUCACUUGCUGCCGCAGUGGCUCGACUAGAGUAUCCCACAUUGAAAGAGUCCACUCAAGAGAAUAUCGAUGUUUUUGCGAGAUCUACGGGACCUGCUGCACAAGCAGCUGCAGACGCGAACAAAACACUCGUAGCCGCGCGCAAUUUGCGUGCUCUGGUGGACCACGGUGGCCACGUCGCGUAUGCAGAGUCAUACGGCUUCUACCCUCUGACACCCGCGAACAUUGAGGACCUACGCACACGUAUUAAACGUAUGCAUGAGGCCAUAAUUCCCUUCGCCCAGACAUACAUUACCGAUGUGUCGGCAUCCGAACCGCCCCCUGAGAAUGCAUUGCAAGGGUCUUUUGAGGCUGACACUAAAACCUACGCUGAUUUGGCAUCCAUGUUCAGGGAGCAGAUUUCCCUCUUAAGAAACAUACGAUGAAACUCAGACUGCAAACAAUCUUCCGUGGAAUCCAUCAGUGCUACUGCACUAGAAAAAAGAUUAAAAGAAAAGAGCGAUUGAGGCGACGGAGCAAAAGAAUGCUGAUACGAAGGCGGAUGGAACACGAGUUGCCGCGUGGCCGAGGACAAGGUAGGGGUAUCCGUGUGGAAAAGCGCCAUGGUGCUGGGAAUACGGAGAUGCCCCGGGAUGAACAAGUGGUACCUGCGAGCUUAACGUGGAACCAAACCGCCCAGUCGAUGCCUGCAUCACUCGAGAAGCUGGGCUAUCCCCGGAAGCAAGACCAGCGGCGCGACUGGCUGGGCCG
Molecule: messenger RNA, 1408 nt
Organism: Toxoplasma gondii ME49
Lineage: Eukaryota; Apicomplexa; Conoidasida; Eucoccidiorida; Sarcocystidae
Exons: 20
Coding region: 133-1083 (316 amino acids)
Source: RefSeq, a predicted model, not a curated record